Symbiodinium pilosum is the source of this 9678-nucleotide messenger RNA. Lineage: Eukaryota; Dinophyceae; Suessiales; Symbiodiniaceae. The record is from the annotation of a GenBank genome assembly.
AUGCUGGUUUGCGGUGUUUUGUUUGGCGCUACCCCCAGUUAUGCGAUUGGUACCGACGCUGGUGUCAAUAUCUCCAACACCGCAACUGCCACGUUUUCAGUCAAUGGUGCAGCCCAGACCCAGGUUAACAGCAACACGGUGCAGACCAUCGUUGAUGAAUUGCUCGACGUAGUUGUUGUUGAUGACAACAGUGGAGCCGUUGCAGUGGGCGCUGGCGCCACGGGCGCGAUUCUUCAGUUUACCGUUACCAAUAAUGGCAACGGUAACGAGGUGUAUCGAAUCAUCGCCGAUGCUGAUGUGAACGAAGGAGGGUUCAACCCGCUUCUCAACCAGCUGUACAUCGAAAGUAAUGGCAUACCCGGAUUACAAGUUGGUGGGGAUACCCCUUAUGUCCCUGGCAGCGCGGACCCACUGAUUGCUGAAGACAGUACGCUGAUCCUGUACGUGCAGUCCGACAUGCCGGCUGGCCUGGUUCAAGGUGACAACGGCGACAUCCAGAUUCGAGCGAUUGCUCAGACCAUCCUUGAUGCAACAGGCGGUUUAGACAACCCGGACGAUCCACUCUGGCCGAUUCCCGGUACCAGUUACGCCACCCUUGGCGACGGCGGUGGCACGGCGGUGGUAGGUACCUCUGCAGAUAUCAAUGCGCUUCUGCUGCGCACACAAGGUCGCUAUCAGGUAAGCGAAGCGGUGCUCUCGAUCGACAAAACCGCAGUCAGCGUAGUGGAUCCGUUUGGCGGCACCACCAUCGUGCCGGGUUCGGUGAUUACUUAUGAAUUAACCCUUCGCGUUGUCGGUAGCGGUAUUGCGCAAGCGGUGCAGGUCAGCGAUGUGCUGCCUGCUGAACUCGAAUACCAGCCGGACACCCUUACCGUGGCAGGUGUUGCGGAAGACGAUGAUUUUGCGCCAACGGGCGUUGAUAACUCUGGCUUUGAUGCUGCCAACAGCACGCUGCUGGUCGAAACCGGUGAUGUCGCAGGUGGCGCUGCUGACAUCGUUAUUAGAUUUGAUGUACAGCUGGACAACACAAUAAAAAAGGUUGAAACCUUUGUUAACGCAGACGGUGAUGUGGAACGCCGCCUGGUCGACGCGAAUAGUGUCGUGCCCGGAGACGAGCUGCAGUACACCGUGCGUUUCACCAACAACGGAUCCCAAUCGGUGGACGCCGGUUCCAUAGUCAUAACUGACGUGGUGCCAGCUCACACUGAAUAUCUGGAUGGCACUGCCUUUGGGGCAGGUACACAGAUCUGGUACUCCGUUGAUGGCGAGAUGUAUGCACCACCGACCGAGCUCACCGUUGUCAAUGAUGGCGUCGAGAUGCUGGCGUCGGCAAAAGAUUAUCGCUCCAUUCGCUGGACCUUUGCGCCAGCGCUUGAUCCAGGUGAUAGAUUGGGAAUCAGUCUGUCUGCGUGGGCGGAUGGUACUGACUCAGGAACUUCGGUCACUAACGAUGUGCAGAUGACCUUCACGGUCGGCGCUACCGCGCAGACGGCAUCAUCCGAUGUGACCUUUGUUGUGGACCGUAAGCUGCGGCUUGAUGUUGGUACGCCUAACGGCAACUGGGUCAGCGCCGUACCAGGGCAGGCGGGUUUAACCGCUUCCUCUGUACAGUUUUCAGUGGUCAACAACUCUAAUGACAGCGUCGACGUUGUCAUCGCUCUGAUCGAUCAGGGCGCUUUGGAUAUCGACGGCUAUGAUCCAGCCGCGGCAUCUCCUAUAACACUUACCGGCUUAACCGUCUGGGAAGAUACCAACGCUAAUGGCGUGCUUGAUGGCGGUGAAAACGUCUUAGGUUCAGCCACAGGUGUUUACACCCUGACAGGCACUUUUGCCGAAGAUGAAGAACGCACAAUCUCUGUGAGCGUUGAUGUCGACGGUGCAGCUGUUGCCGAGCAAUACCAGACCUAUACCCUGGUUGCAGCAGUGGCUGACACCGGCGUAGUCAUAGCCAACGACGACAGCUCCAACGAAAGCCCCGGUGUGGCUGACGUACCUGCUGCGUUGAACGAUCUGGCUACGGUUGAAGUUGUAUUUGCUGAUGACGGCAGUACUUUUGCUGAAGACGAAGGUUUCAACUUUGUGACCGGUCCCGCAGCCACAGGUGCAUCCGAUGGCGAGAACGAUGGUCAGUCUUCCAAUGCUGCGGGUUUCCGCACCGUGGGUGUUCUGGGUAUCGUGAAAUACGUUGAGGUUUUGUGGGACCCAAUUUCCGGCAACCAGUACUUAGGUGCUGGAAACACCACGACAGGCAACGAGCCUAAGUCGAUUCCAGGUGCUGUUCUGAUGUAUGUCAUCGGUGUCAGCAAUCAGUCUGCGCUGGCCGCAACCGGUGUUGUGAUUACAGACAACGUACCUGCAGGUGCCGCCGAACCACUGCAACUGGGUAACUCCGGUGCCGUAGCUGGCAUUGAACUGCCUGACACGGUUACCGUCGACAUUGAUGGUAUUCCGGUUGUGCUGGAUCUUGAUAACACAGGCGUUGCCGUAGACGAUCUUGUUUACGUACGUGAGUGUUCUUUAGUUGCUACCGACUCGGUAAACGCUGGUGUCGCAUUCGCUGCUGAUCCAAGUGAGGUUAACGCCUCCAUGGGUGCAAGCUGUGAUGGUGGUGCAACCGGGUACAUAGUCUACUUUGCAACUGUAGACGACACCGCGUGGUUGGCGAUGCUGUUUUUCAGCAUAACUUGUCUUCCGCUCUGGGCGAUUCCGCCCGAUACACCAGUCACCAACACGGCGAUAGCCGGUUAUCAGGUGAGUGGUGCAGAUUUUUCCGCAAGCGGCAGCGCUACUGUGCGCACCGAUCCCGCCGCAGGCAACAGCCCGCCGUUUGCAUUGACCUUGGAACCGGCCGCUGUGCCGGAGAAUGUCGCCGGUGCUGUGGUCGGCACAAUUGCAGUAGCUGAUCCGGAUCCAGAUGACAUUCACGUGAUUGUGGUGAAUGACCCAAGAUUUAUUGUUGUGGGCACCUCGCUGCAACUGGCUGCUGACGUGGCGCUGGAUUUUGAAACAACCACAACGGUAACGGUUGAGAUCACUGUGACCGAUCCUGAAGGUGCAAGCUACACCCAACAGCUGGACAUCGUGGUGCUGGAUGUUAAUGAAGCGCCUGAGUCAAUCAGCCUGUCAUCCAAUAGCUUUGUCGCCGGGCAGCCCGGAGCCGAUGUAGGCAUCUUCCAGGUCGCUGAUCCGGAUGCAAACGACAGCCAUAUAUUUGCAGUGGACGAUCCCCGAUUUGAAGUGAUCGACGGUACUUUAAAACUACGUGAUGAUGUCAGCUUACCGUUGGGUACAACUGUUGAGGUUAUGGUCACUGCAACUGACAGUGGCGGCCUGAACUAUACCCAGACCUUCACGCUCACUGCGACACCGCCUGGUGGUGGCAGCGGUGAAAAUGCUUCGAUCACUGCACUGCAACUUGCCACCGGCGCCGACGCAGCACAACUCCAGUCGGUAAACCCGACCAGUUGUGUCGCCGGCGGAGGUCUUUCACCCUUGCCCGCGCCCAUAAGCCUGGCAGGCGGUAGCCUGCAGGUACCAGGCAGUGGAGAGUUUCUCCCCACAAGUGUCAUGAAAUCUGCAGACGUGCUGUUUGUGCAGGUUGCAGACCCGGAGGCUAAUGCUGACCCGCUGGCUUUGGAUCAGGUGCUGGUGCGGUUACGCACUCCGGCAUUAGAUGAGGAGAUCAUUACUGUUUCUGAGACGGGGGUGGAUACAGGCAUUUUUGUCGGUUAUCUGCAAACCAGCCGAUCCGUCGCAAUAGUUGAAAACUGUGUUCUGGAAGUCUUGUCAGGUACAACUGUAUCGUUGGCUUAUGUUGAUGAUGAUGUUGAUCUGGCAACCAUUGAUAUCCUGGUUGAUCCAUUUGGUCGUGUAUUCGAUAGUGCCAGCGGUACGCUGAUUAAUGGUGCAACUAUUACGCUUCUGGACGCGCUCACCAAUCAACCCGCGCAGGUUUUUGCUGACGACGGUGUGACUGGUUUCCCUGCUACACAGGUCAGUGGAGAUCAGUUCUAUGAUAAUGAUCGCGGCGCCUACCGUUUUCCAUUUGUGCGGCCUGGAGAAUAUCUUCUGCAGGUUGUGCCGCCUAAUCGUUUUGCAUUCCCAACAUCUUCUACGGAUGCACAGCUACAGGUUCUACCCGGUGCGCCGUAUGCCUUAGGCUCCGGCUCGCGGGGCCAGAGCUUUAUUGUGCCUGUGGGUCCUGCCGUGCAGGUAGAUAUCCCACUGGAUCUGCAGCCGGUUACGCCGACCAGCAGCAGUAUUGCUGUAUUCGCCGGACUUACGCCCAAUGGCAAUAGUGAGUCUGUUCAGGUUGCGCCAACGGCCUGUUUUGAUGGCAGUGGUUUUUCGAGUCUUGCGGAUCCGAUCACACUUGCCCAGGGUGCAUUGUCGGUUCCAGCGAACCUUACCCUGACACCCGUAGACCGGCUUGCGCGCAAUGAUGCACUGUUCAUUUCAGUGGUUGAUCCGGACCAGGAUCAGAAUCCUUUUGCGCCUGAUCAAAUCAUCGUUGAGGUGCAGAUUGCGGGCACGUCUGAGCGUGAAACUCUGCAGCUGUCUGAAACGAAUGAUUCUACCGGCGUGUUUGUCGGGUAUCUGCAAACUGCGGGUACCUCGACUGCGCCUGCAAAUUGUCAGCUGGAGGCAGCGCCGGGUGCAUCGAUCCUGGUCAGUUACCAGGAUGCAACUGACAACACCGACACCGCAUCUGCCGACCUUGCCUACGAUCCGGGUUUCAGCAUGAUUUCCAGUGCCACCGGUGAGGUGGUUUCGGGUGCAAGCGUCACCUUAAUAGACGUCAACACCGGGCUUGCGGCCGAAGAUGCUAUUUUUGGUGCAGAUGGCGUCAGUGCUUUUCCAGCCACCGUUGUUGUCGGUGGUGAGGUUACCGACGCCAGCGGUGAACGCGUUGACUUUGCACCAGGCACUUUCUAUUUUCCGGUGAUUCUGCCGGGUGAAUACCGACUGGAAGUCACCCCGCCGGUUUCCUUUACAUUUCCCUCGCUGCUCGAUAAUGCGGCGUUAAAUCUCCUGCCUGGUGGACCAUUUAACCUCGACCAGGGUUCGCGGGGAGAGACGUUUACCGUUGCCGCCGGUGUGCCGGCAGGGUUUGACCUGCCGUUGGAUCCGAUAUCCGCAGAGGUAUUUGUCACCAAACAAGCGAGCAAACAGACUGCAGCCGUGGGCGACUUUGUGCAGUAUCAGAUCCAGGUUGAAAACGCUGACGCCAGCGGCACGGUGUCGGAUAUGGUCUUGUCUGACCAGUUACCCCUUGGUUUUCGCUAUGUGCCGGGUUCACUGAAAGUUACUGGCAUAGAUGAAUCUGAGCCCGAGUUAUCCAGUGAUGGUGAACAGUUUGACCUGCGCCUGGGCGAUUUGGCAGCGGGCAGCACCAUUGCACUGCGUUAUGUGGUUGAAAUUACCGCCGGUGCCAAGCUGGGACCUGCACGUAACCGAGCAAGCGUUACAGGCACCGGUAUAGGGCAGGCGAAUGUUGCGUUUGCCGAUGUCGAGGUGCAGGAAGAUUUGUUGCGGAGCAAAGCAAUCCUUAUUGGUCAAGUGUACGCAAACGGCUGUCCUGCUGGCGACGCCGCGGCCUCAGAUCAGGUGGGUGCGCAAGGUUUGGCGGAUGUUCGGAUCUGGCUGGAAGAUGGCACCUUCGUUGUCACCGAUAUUGACGGUAAAUAUCACCUUGAGGGUAUAGAGCCUGGUACCCACGUAGUGGCGCUGGACACUGCAACGUUACCCGGUAGCCAUGAACUGGUGUUGUGCGAAGACAAUACCCGGUUUGCCGGCAAUCCAGGUUCGCAGUUUGUCGACGUGCAGGGUGGCACCCUGUGGCGUGCAGAUUUUUAUACAGCGCCUAAACCAGAUCAGAGCAGUGAAAUUGUCAGCCGACUGGAUGCCCAGGCUGAUGAUGGCAAAGUGACAUAUACCUAUUGGAUCAAAGGCGGCGCUGUGCCGCUGCAGAAUCUGCGCACUACUAUCAUGCUGGCAGACCAGUUGGCGUAUAUAGAAGGUAGUGCAAAACUGAAUGGUCAGCCGAUAGGCGAUCCCAGCGGUCUGGGUAUGGGUGCGCCGACGUUCAAGCUGCCGGACACAGCGGACCAUUUUAAUUAUGCACUGACCUUUGAAACCUUUGUGAAGACACCUAAGGGUCAUAUCGUCUCCAAAGCAGUGUCGCAAUUUGCUACCCGACAGGGACAGCACCGCAUUGACGUGAGUCAGAAUGAGCUGAGCCUGAAUUGGCCUGCAUCGCUGGUGAUGAUUGCUGAAUCUGUAACCGCCUCCAGUGACAGAGCAUUGCGCGUAGCCCGGCAGAGCAACUCCAAACGGUUGCGUGAAAUCGCGCCGGCUAACGAUUCUAUUGAACCGGUAGUAGCCAUAGCCUCUGAGGUAAUGGAGCCCUCACGGGGGUCCAAUUACACCCGUGGUAACGUCGCUAAGAAGCAGGUGUCAGUGCGCCAUGAUGGCGUGCGAAGUGCGCCGUACGAAUUACCCGAGCAGGAUCGCGGUGAAGCACCUGCGUUCAACCUGAGCUGGCUUUCUCAGAAUCCCACAGCCCAGGGGAUUGUCUGGCCGCCAGAAAACUACAAUCCGGUGUUGCCGGCUAUAGAAGUUGCCGUAGCCCACGCAAAAUCGUUAAAAGCGGUUUUGCUGGUGGAUGGCAAAAUUGUUAAUCCUGUGACCUACGAAGGUACAGCGACGGAUCAUGCUGCUGGCGUGAGUUUGUCGCGCUGGGAUAACGUUACUAUUUCUGAGCACGAUAGCGUGAUCGAAGCUCAGUUGCUCAACAGCGAAGGCGACAUCGUCGAGCGCCAUUCCCGCAGCACCCAUUUCAGCGGUGCGCCCGCUCGCGCAGAGUGGGUCAAAGAAGAGUCGUACCUGGUUGCCGAUGGUUUGUAUCCGCCUGUGAUAGCGGUGCGUUUGUUCGACCGGGAAGGCUACCCGUUGCGUCCGGGCACCACUGGCGAGUUUUUCGUUUCAGCACCCUUUAUGGCGCUGGAUAAAGCCAAGCAUCUGGAGGCGAUGGAUAACAAAUUCAACAACCAGCGUUACCAGGUUUUGCGUGACGGUAUCGCCUAUAUUCAGCUGGAGCCGACAACCUCCACCGGAGAGGUAGAGAUCAAGUUUCAGUUUGACCCUGUGCGCAGUGACAAAGUCCGCGCACGAAUGAUUCCGGGAAACCGCGACUGGAUAAUGGUGGGUCUGCUGGAAGGCACCUAUGCGCAAAACGAUCUGUCCGGCAAUCUGAAGUCGUUGGGUAAACAGAAUCUCGAAGAUGAAUCUCUUACCGAUGGCCGCAUGGCGUUUUACGGCAAGGGUAUGGUGCGCGGCGACUGGUUGCUCACGGUGGCGUAUGACACCGACAAGAAAUUUGAACGUGAGCUGCGUGAGCAGAUUGAUCCCAACCAGUUUUAUACCCUUUACGGAGACGGCACCGAACAGCUGUUUGAUGCGCAAAGCCAACGCAAACUUUACUUAAAGCUGGAGCGUGCUCGCUUCGCGGCACUGUUUGGCGACUUUGAUACCAAUUUUGAACGCUCAGAGCUGGCGCGCUAUGACCGCCGUCUGAAUGGCGUCAAUCUUGGGUUUUUUGGUGAACAUAUUGAAACCCAGGUGUUUGCCAGUGAAACCGACCAGGCCCUUGUCCGUGAUGAACUGCGUGGUGAUGGCACGUCCGGCGUCUAUCGUCUGUCUAACCAGCGGCUGGUUGCGAACAGCGAGUCGGUGCGCAUCGUGACGCGAGAUCGGUUUGCAACCCAGAACAUUAUUGAUAGCGUCGAGCUGACCCGUUUUCUCGAUUACACCAUCGAUUUUUCCCGCGGUACGUUGAUCUUCAAACAACCCAUUUUCAGCCAGGACGAAAACUUUAAUCCCAUAUUUAUUGAAGUUGAAUAUGAAGUGGCGUUUGCAGGCGUGGACAAAAAAAUUGUCGCGGGUAGUCGGGUUGCUUACCGCCUGGAUGACCAGGACAGCGAAGUGGCCGUGACUUAUAUCAAUGAUGAUACUGAAGGGCAGGGUGGGACCCUGCUUGCCGCUGACCUCACCUGGCAGAUGAAUACGGCAUCAACCCUCACACUGGAAGUGGCACAAACAGAUACGGACCUAAACGAUGAAGGCAACGCUUAUCUGCUUCAGUUAGAACACGCUGGCAGCAAAAUGGCCGGCAGGAUUUACGCGCGUGAGCAGGAACAGGCUUUUGGUCUGGGUAACCAGUCGGCGCUGGAAGCGGGUACCCGGAAGAUUGGCCUGGAAGGUGAGUAUCGGCUGCGUGAAGAUUUGUUGCUGCGUGGCCAGAGCUUUCAGCAGACCGCUCUGGCGGAAGGUUCUAAAAGACUGGUUGUAAAUGCGCUGGGUGAGUGGCGUAAAGACGCAACAAAAUUCUCAGCCGGCGUGCAGUCAGUGACCGAGGAGGGUGCCAGUGGGGAAUCAGCGGACGCGACUCAGCUGCUGUUUGGUGUGGCGCAGAAUGUUUACAACAAUAAGCUCAUGCUGCGCGCGGAUGCGGAACUUGAUGUGUCCAGUGGUUCAGGCAAUACAGAUUAUCCGUCCAGAGCAAUAUUUGGGGCGGAGUAUGAAGUGUUCAACGAGGUCAAUCUCAUUGCAGAGCAGGAGUUAACCUGGGGUGAUGAUAGAGACACUCAGGAUACGCGUUUUGGCGUGCGUGCUCGGCCUUGGACGGGUGGCGACGUCAACUCUUUUGUAACCCGGGCACAGGGUGAAAAUGGCAACCGCCUGUUUGCCACGACAGGUCUGUUGCAGCAGUGGCGUAUCAACGAGCGCUGGCUGUAUGACAUUGGCUUUGAUCGAGUACAGACGCUGGCGGAAAGCGGUUCGACGGAUCAGCCGCGGGAUCUGUUGUUUAACCCCACCGUGCCACCGGCAUCGGGCAGUAUCGAUAAUGACUUUACGGCAUUUUUUACAGGUUUUGGCUACCGCCAUGAAGCCUGGGAUGUUUCAUCCAGGUUUGAAUGGCAUGCCGGUGAUUUAGAAGAUAAAUGGAACGUACUGGUGGGUGCUAACCACCAGCUCGCAGAAGGUCGUGUUGUAUCUGCGAGUAUGUCCUGGUUAAACGAAGAAUCUUCGACUGGCGUUGUUCAGGAUAAUCUUGACCUGCGUGUCGGAGCCGCCUGGCGCCCGUUUGACAGCGCCUGGUCAUUUCUGAAUCGAACAGAUCUGGUGUUUGAGCGGCGCGAGGGUAACGCCUUUGAUACCCGGACUCGCAAAUGGGUGAACAACUUCAACGCUAACUAUAAACCGGGCCUGAAGCAUCAGCUGGCGCUGCAAUUUGGCUUUAAAUACGUGAUUGAGAACAUCGACGCUGAUGAAUUUGAUGGCGUCACCAGUCUUGUUGGGGCGGAGUAUCGCUACGAUAUUGCGUCCCGCUGGGAUGUCUCUUUGCGUUCAUCGAUCCUGACAUCUCACCAAGCAGGCACCGCGCGAUAUUCCUAUGGCGCUGCUGUGGGUCACAGCAUUCGACCGAAUAUGUGGUUGAGCGUUGGCUACAAUGUUGAAGGUUUCGAAGAUGAUGACUUCAUAGCGGCGGAUUACACCGCCAAAGGUCCCUAUCUGAAGCUGCGUAUGAAAUUUGAUCAGGAUCUGGCGAAACGUUUCCUGGAAUUCACCGGCCUUGCACAGCGUCGCCAGGUGGAUGGGUUUGCCAACGGUCGCUAG